AUGCAUACGGUGAUCUGGAUCCUGGCGGCGACGACGGCGCUGCUCCUCCCCGGGGAGGCGGGAGGCGGCCACAUCAUGGGGAGCUACCAGCGCCGCGGCAGCGCUCGCGGACUGGGGACCGUCCGCAACUUCGCCAAGCUGCGCCACAGGACUCACCGGUUCCUCCAGAAGCAGAUCGUGCCGUGAGGCUUGGUGGGAGGACGUGAGGCCCUCCUGAUUCGCUAUUCGUGCUGAUUUUCUGCAUUCGUUUCCCGUCGAAAUAAAAUGCUUU
Messenger RNA from Darwinula stevensoni, 271 nucleotides. NCBI's taxonomy places the organism in Eukaryota, Metazoa, Arthropoda, Ostracoda, Podocopida, Darwinulidae. The record is from the annotation of a GenBank genome assembly.